Fulvia fulva is the source of this 2091-nucleotide messenger RNA. Its product is annotated as Phosphatidylinositol-3-phosphatase SAC1. The coding region runs from base 1 to 2091 and encodes 696 amino acids. Gene Ontology annotation, biological process: phosphatidylinositol dephosphorylation. The transcript has 3 exons. Lineage: Eukaryota; Fungi; Ascomycota; Dothideomycetes; Mycosphaerellales; Mycosphaerellaceae. Gene Ontology annotation, cellular component: endoplasmic reticulum. The record is from RefSeq and is a predicted model, not a curated record. Gene Ontology annotation, molecular function: phosphatidylinositol-4-phosphate phosphatase activity.
AUGAGUGCAACGCUCCCCUUCCGGGACAUCAACGUGCACGCAUCCGCUACCUACUAUGCCUUCUCCUCGCCUUCCUCGCCAAACGCGCCAACCUUGGUCAUCGACAGGCCGUCUGGCGAUCUAAGACUCAACGAUGGCAGACUCACGGGCGGCAAUCGAGUCUCCAGCAUCUCCGGCAUUCUGGGCAUCAUCAAACUCCGACUAGAUAGCUAUGUGAUCAUCAUCACCAAAUCCCAACCGGUCGGCCGCAUGAAAGGCCAUCAGAUCUACAAGGUCGUCUCGACAGAGUUCUUACCACUGCGCGAACGCCAAGUCCACGAUCCCGAUGAGGAUACGUACCUUGCAUAUCUGAAGACAUUGCUGAAGACUGGUCCGAUGUACUUUUCUUACUCUUUCGACCUGACCAACAGUUUCCAACGGCAGGCCCGGGGCGACACGAACGAGCCUUUGUGGCAACGCGCAGAUGACCGCUUCUUCUGGAACCGCCACAUUUCAUCCUCCCUCAUGGACUUCCGGACUGGUAGAUCGUCGGGUAGACUGUCAUCAGGACCACAACCGGCCGUGGACCCAUACAUAUUGCCAGCAGUGUAUGGCAUGAUGAGCAUCACCAACACAUCGAUCAAAGGCAAUUUCCUCACCUUCGUGCUUAUCACUCGCCGAUCGAGGCACAGAACUGGCACACGUUACUUGUCGCGCGGUAUCGAUGAGGAAGGUCAUGUCUCGAAUUACAACGAGACAGAACAAGCCAUCAUUCUCAACGACAAUGCAUCGAGUGGUAUGACUAGCUACGCUGGCGAUCAAGGGUACGCGAAGGAGAAACCUGUCAGCGGGCCUGAGACGCAAGUGCUUUCCUAUGUGCAGACUCGUGGCAGUGUUCCAGUCUUCUGGGCUGAGGUGAACACAUUACAUUACACACCGAAACUCCAGAUUCGCGGCGUCGAAGCUGCCGCGAGCGCGGCCAGGAAGCACUUUGACGAGCAGAUUCAGCUGUAUGGCGAGAACUACAUGGUAAAUCUGGUCAACCAAAAAGGACGCGAAAUGCGUGUCAAGGAUGCGUACGAACAACUCGUCAAGAUCCUGCAAUCCGAUCCUCGAGAGACUACAGAGGCAGAUCGCAAGACGAAUGAGAAGUUCAAUGUGAUUGAGCCGGGUGACCAACGCAGCUGGUAUGAUCAUCUGCAUUACGUUUACUUCGACUUUCACAAUGAGACCGAGGGUCUGAAAUGGUACCGGGCACAACUUCUGCUGGAUCAGCUCAAAGAUGGACUUACCGCAGGUGGCUACUUCCAUGGCAUCGACAAGCCUUCGGGAGGCAUCGACAUUCGACGAAAGCAGACUGCCGUCGUUCGAACCAACUGCAUGGACUGUCUCGACCGAACCAAUGUAGUGCAGUCGAUGCUUGGCCGAUGGGCUCUCACACGUAUGUUGGUCGAUCUUGGUGUCUUGCGAUCUGGCGAGACUGCACAAGACGAUCAAACCUUCGAACACUUGUUCCGCAAUGUCUGGGCCGACAACGCAGAUGUAGUGUCCAAGACGUACUCUGGUACAGGCGCCUUGAAGACGGACUUUACGCGUACGGGUAAUCGCACAAGGGCUGGCAUGCUGCAAGAUCUUAGCAACAGCUGUACGCGAUACGUACGGAACAACUUCGCAGAUGGACCUAGACAGGAUGCCUUCGACCUGUUCCUGGGCGCAUACUCCCCAGAGACAGCCGGCAUAGGCUCAGCGCACCAAUUCGCAGACCGGAGACCUCUAAUCGUGCAGGCGGUGCCUUAUGUGCUCGGCUUCUGCGUGUUCUUCGUGGCAGUCAGCGUCAGCACCAAUCGUCUGCCGGAUUCGACAAUAUGGCCGCUACGAAUGUUCACUUUCUUCAGUCUCGCCGUUGCAGGGUACUCGGGCAGGUUCAUGUGGAACUACGGCAGCCUUUACGUCAACUGGCCGAAGCUAAACACGCCUCAGUGGGCAGUUGAGGCGUACCAAGACACCUUGGACAGGGUUGGGAAGGACCCUGUUGUCGGCGCUUUGGUCGGCGCUGGCAGACCAGAUGCUCGUCUUGGUAUUCUCGAAGAGGGUAAGAAGAGGCGCGAGUAG